AUGGCGUCUGUUACGACCGAAUAUAUCAGCGUGGGAGGAAACCGGCACCCGGGGGCCGCGGAUUGGGAUGUCCAGUCGGGCGUGCUCGCCUUUGGUGCGGACAACAAUGUCGCCUUGUGGGAACCUCUUGAUGACUCCCACAGGGGCGUUUAUGCUCUGCUCGUGGGCCAUUCCGACAAAGUGAGCGUCGUUAGAUUUUACACCUGCCCCGCAUCAGGAACGAAGUUUCUCCUCACCGGCUCCGUCGAUCGUACAAUCAGAGUAUGGAAACAAGAGGCUGGCGAUUCGCGUAUUUAUAAACAAGCUGCUUCCCUAGAGGCCCAUCAGGGGUCAGUGAAUGCGAUUGCCGUGGCCAACGGGACGGAUAUCGUUGUGACUGGGGCCGCAGAUGGAACAGUUCGGAUUUGGAGAAUCAAUGCGCAGAACGAAUUGAAUUGCGAGUUGGUGGAAACAAUCACUAUGAAGCCUCGGUUCUUCCCGCUUACGCUGGCUAUGCGGGUCCUUGAGGGAGACAGUGGCAAGCCUUUGGUGCUGGCUGUGGCAGGCACUACCACAAGCGUACAAAUCUACGCUGCGGAAUCAUCCAUUGACAAGCCAAAUUUCCAGCGUCGGGCUGUGCUUUCGGGCCACGAAGCUUGGAUUCGAUCCCUUUCAUUCACGCAAGACAAACAAGGCAAGACCAGUGAUCUCCUGCUUGCUUCGGCUAGUCAAGACAAAUACAUCCGUCUGUGGCGAUUAUGUCAGGGUGAAGCACAGGUCCCUGCACCAAUUGAUGAAGAUGAUCCUUUGCUGGGUGGCAUGGAGCCUACUUUGUCGAAUAAAGCCCAUGAGUUUGAAGCAUCUGGAUCGAAGUACUCGAUCACCUUCGAGGCCCUUCUGUUCGGAAAUGAAGAUUGGAUCUACACCACUGCAUGGAAUCCCGAUCCGGCGCGAUCACAGCUCCUGACUGCAUCUGCCGAUAACACCGUCACAAUCUGGGAACAAGACUCAGUAUCAGGUGUUUGGAUGUCAGGGGAAAGAAUGGGAGAGAUUAGCACUCAAAAAGGCUCAACUACCGCGACUGGCUCUGCUGGUGGCUUCUGGAUUGGACUUUGGUCUCCAGACGGCAAGCAGGUGGUGAGCCUUGGCCGCACCGGCAGCUGGAGAGUAUGGCAGCACGACUCCGACGCGGACGCUUGGAUUCAGAAAUUCGGCAUCUCUGGCCAUGUACGCUCGGCUCAUGGCGUGCAAUGGGAGCCCAGCGGCGGCUAUCUACUUUCCACCAGCGCUGAUCAAACCACACGGCUUCAUGCUCAGUGGCUGCGUGACAAUAAGCGCUCAUGGCACGAGUUCUCUCGCCCUCAGAUUCACGGAUACGACUUGAACUGCAUUGACACAUUGGGACCAGCUCAAUUCGUGUCAGGCGCAGACGAGAAGCUUCUACGGGUCUUUAAUGAGCCCAAACAGAUCGCAGAGCUGCUCGAGAAGCUGACGGGCUUCCGACAAACGAUUGAGGGAGACAUGCCAGACACAGCUGAGAUUCCAGUCUUGGGUCUUUCGAACAAAGCUCAAGGAGACGAAGCCCCGGUGGAAGAAAAAGAAGAAUCCAGCGGAGUGGCACGGUUUGCGCCUGCUGCUUCGUUAAUUACUGAAACCCCGCCCCUCGAAGACCAACUAUCUCGGUACACACUGUGGCCAGAGCAUGAGAAACUCUACGGUCACGGCUAUGAAAUCUCCGCCGUCGCCGUGAGCCAUGACCGCGCCAUCAUUGCCACCGCUUGCAAGGCCAGCUCCGUCGAUCACGCAGUGAUCCGUCUGUAUGAUACAUCAGACUGGCACGAGAUCAAGCCAUCUCUCGCAGCACACUCCCUCACAAUCACUGACCUGUCAUUCUCCGACGACGACCAAUUUCUUCUGAGCGUGGGGCGAGACCGCCAAUGGGCAGUUUUUGCCCGAAGUGAACAAGACCCGACCACAUUCAACAGUUGGGCCACAAACCCCAAGGGCCACUCUCGAAUGAUCCUGGGCGCAGCCUGGGCACCGAUUACCACACAGCGCAUUUUCGCCACGGCUGGGCGUGACAAAUCCGUCAAGAUCUGGCAGAAGACCGAAGAUGCGUUCACUUGCAGGACUACUAUUGCUUUGAUAUCCGCAGGGUCCGCAAUUGCCUUCCUGCCCACGACAUACAAAGAUUCCUUUAUCGUUGCUGUCGGAGAGGAUAGCGGUGCCGUCUCUGUCCACAGAAUUGCCAUCGAUAACCUCGAAGCGCAGCACAUUGUGACCAUCGACCCGUUGAUUGCGCCGUCGAGGGCAAUUACGCAAGUAUCAUGGCGGCCCGUACCGACCGCCAAUGUGGAUAGCAGAACUCGGUUUGAACUUGCAGUGGCCAGCGAGGAUACGUCUACGCGCAUAUACGCCAUCUCCAACAUACUCUCAUGA
Penicillium canariense is the source of this 2418-nucleotide messenger RNA. Its product is annotated as Elongator subunit ELP2. Lineage: Eukaryota; Fungi; Ascomycota; Eurotiomycetes; Eurotiales; Aspergillaceae. Gene Ontology annotation, biological process: tRNA wobble uridine modification. Gene Ontology annotation, molecular function: protein binding. The record is from RefSeq and is a predicted model, not a curated record. Gene Ontology annotation, cellular component: elongator holoenzyme complex. The coding region runs from base 1 to 2418 and encodes 805 amino acids. The transcript has 2 exons.